Molecule: messenger RNA, 558 nt
Organism: Aspergillus uvarum CBS 121591
Lineage: Eukaryota; Fungi; Ascomycota; Eurotiomycetes; Eurotiales; Aspergillaceae
Exons: 4
Coding region: 1-558 (185 amino acids)
Source: RefSeq, a predicted model, not a curated record
AUGGACCCGCCCCUAAAGUCGACGGCUCAAAAGCUAGCAGCGAUCUCCGAGAGGACUGCAGGAACGACGCCUUGCAACUUUGGAAACCCAAGAUCCAUUAUAGAGACUAUCUCGCAAGGAAGGAAAGAUGACUCAGCCACCGAAUGGCCCCCAAACGUCAAGCUCUCCAAGAAGAAUGCUUAUUCCCCUUCGGUGGUGAAAGCAGCCGAGAGGGAGUAUAACCUGCAUCUUGACUCGCGCUCGGCGCACGACCCGGAACCAGAGUUCCGGUGCUGGCUGAAUUUGAGGUCCAUGGGAGACUCACUCACUGGGAGGGAAUGUUGCUGGCUACACUUUACCUCAACUGGCCGUGCUGCCGACCGGCGCUAUCUCGCUGUGCGGUUGUCUCUCCCACCUCCCACCUCCCACCUCAAGGUUUACGCCCGGAAAUUGGCCACUGAUUCCAUGGACAACAAGAACCAGUCUAGUGGCUUGGGUCUCAAUAAUGAGGUCCCCACCCGAGCAAUUUCUCAGAGUAGCCGACAGGAGCCGGCCAACUGGAUCUGGGAAGUGAACUAG